Betta splendens (Siamese fighting fish) is the source of this 3434-nucleotide messenger RNA. It is a transcript of the gene oca2, whose product is annotated as oculocutaneous albinism II. The transcript is spliced from 24 exons. Gene Ontology annotation, cellular component: melanosome membrane. Gene Ontology annotation, biological process: transmembrane transport; melanin biosynthetic process; melanocyte differentiation. The record is from RefSeq and is a predicted model, not a curated record. NCBI's taxonomy places the organism in Eukaryota, Metazoa, Chordata, Actinopteri, Anabantiformes, Osphronemidae. Bases 338 to 2866 code for a protein of 842 amino acids.
GAGGGGAGAGGGCGACUGAAUGGGAACGUUAAGCUGCUAUUAGUGUGGAGCAAAGCGUGCCUCCCCCCAGCCCUCUCCUCCUCUGCUCCUCCAGAACCAGACAGCUCAGGACCUCAGCACAAGAACCGCGUGGGGCCUCUGUUGGUCCCGACCCACAUCGCUGUGACAGCGCCACAGACAGAGACGGAGGAUCACUGUUUUUAUGGGAUUGUCCGUGUGAAAUAGCUGCUGGAUCACUCAUCAUCACAGCCUUCAUCCUCAUCAUCGUCAUCCUCAUUGUUAUUGUCUGCAUCGUCAUUGUCUUCAAACGCGCUUCCGUCAAGCCCUUCUUCCCACCAUGUAUUUGGAAAACAAAAGUAACCUGGAAAUUGAGAUGUCUCAGGCGUCGGCCCAGGGCCACCAGACCAGGAACAGCCACAGGUCGCCGGAGGCGGUGGCGGGCAACUUUGGGGAGCUGCGUCUGCUGCAGGGCAUCUCGGAGAGGAGGGACACCCAGAAGCUGCAGCAGGCCGCCAUGCUGCCGUCGGGACAGUGCAUCAUCCACACCGAGGGCUUCGUGCCCGUGCGACAAGACGACGGGCACAAUUUCAGUGUGGUCAAUAUCCUGAGAGGAAAAACAAAUUCAGCCAACAUCACAGAGAGGUCACCCCUGCUGAGAUUCUCCCAGGACGACAGCAUAACCUACCUGACACUACAUGACCCCAGCUUUGCUGGAGGGGAGGAGCCCUGGGACAACGGCUCCCUGGACCUGGAGAGGAGGUACCGGCUGGGCAGCGAGGUCACCAGCCUGUCCCUGACCCGCUCCAGCUCCUCGGACAAGAGCGACCCGCUGGACAACCUGAACCUCAGCUUCAGACUCACCAGUAGUAUGAAAUGCUGCCUGAAAGUCUCCAAAGUCGCUACAAUCUUUAUUAUCGUGGUUCUUUGCACUCUGUUCUUCAGCAUGUAUCCGGACCGGGACAACCCCUGGAGGAUGUUGGCUGUGUCUUCCACAGAGAGUUUCUCGAUGAACCUGACAAACUUUCGUGACAACGCUCUGCUGAAGCUACAGGUGGGGGGGCCGUUCACGGGGGGCAUGAUGGACCUCACCAGCCAGGAGUACGUCCUGAUCCAGGUGGAGCAGCCGGGCCAACGGAGGCGGCGGACUCAGCAGGUGAUUCAUAAUUGGACCAUUCCUCUGCACAGCGAACGGAGUGACCAGAUACUGUUGACGAAAACGUUUGAGAUGCUCAGCAGUGACCCCAUCGUCAUUACCAUUCAGGCCUUCCUGCAGGAUAAUGAGGUGGUCCCGUUGUCCAUGACCCACCAGUCACUCUACGUCAGUGUGGAGACACAGGUGGCCAUAGCUGGAAUCAUCCUGGCCGGGGUCUAUAUUCUCAUCAUCUUCGAGAUUGUGCACCGUACGCUGGCUGCCAUGCUGGGAUCCCUGGCAGCCUUAGCAGCUCUGGCUAUCAUUGGUGAUCGGCCCAGCCUGGUUACUGUAGUAGAGUGGAUCGACUAUGAGACACUGGCUCUUCUGUUCGGCAUGAUGGUACUGGUGGCUAUCUUUUCAGAGACUGGCUUCUUUGAUUACUGUGCUGUUAAGGCUUACCAGUUAUCCAGAGGAAGAGUGUGGCCUAUGAUCAUCAUCCUCUGUCUCAUUGCUGCAAUUCUCUCUGCUUUUCUGGACAAUGUGACCACGAUGAUGCUUUUCACCCCUGUCACAAUAAGGUUGUGUGAGGUGCUUAAUCUGGACCCCAGACAUGUCCUGAUUGCAGAAGUAAUCUUCACCAACAUUGGAGGUGCUGCCACAGCUGUCGGAGAUCCACCCAAUGUGAUUAUAGUAUCAAAUCAGGAUCUGCGCAAACAGGGGAUUGAUUUUGCCAGCUUCACAGGCUACAUGUUUCUUGGAAUAUGUCUGGUCCUCUUCACCUCGUUCCCCAUUCUGCGGAUGCUCUACUGGAACAAAAAGCUCUACAACAAAGAAUCCAUUGAAAUAGUUGAACUCAAGCACGAGAUCCUGGUUUGGAGACAGACAGCUCAGCGCAUUAACCCCGCCAGCCGAGAGGAGACAGCCGUGAAAUGCCUCCUCAUGCAAAAAGUCCUCAAUCUGGAAAGUCUGCUUCGCAAGAUGAUGAAAACCUUCCAAAGACAAAUCUCUCAGGAGGAUAAAAACUGGGAGCAGAACAUUCAAGAACUGCAGAAAAAGCACAGAAUAACCGACAAGGUUCUGUUGGUGAAGUGCGUGUCAGUCCUCAGCGUGGUGAUCUUCGUGUUCUUUCUCAACUCCUUCGUUCCCAGCAUUCAUCUGGAUCUGGGCUGGAUUGCAAUCCUUGGUGCACUGUGGCUUUUGGUUCUGGCUGACAUCCAGGAUUUUGAGAUCAUCUUGCAUCGAGUGGAGUGGGCAACAUUACUGUUCUUCGCUGGUCUCUUUGUUUUGAUGGAGGCUUUAGCGCAGCUGCAGCUUAUCGACUACAUUGGUGAACAGACAGCGCUGCUGAUAAAAGCGGUGCCAGAGGACCAGCGCUUGGCCAUAGCCAUUAUUCUGGUGAUGUGGGUCUCGGCUCUGGCAUCUUCUCUCAUUGACAACAUUCCGUUCACCGCCACCAUGAUUCCAGUUCUCAUCAACUUGAGUCAGGAUGCAGAUGUAGACCUGCCUGUCAAACCUCUCAUCUUUGCCCUGGCUAUGGGAGCCUGUCUUGGGGGAAAUGGCACGUUGAUUGGCGCCUCGGCCAACGUUGUGUGUGCAGGAAUCGCUGAGCAGCACGGUUACGGCUUCACCUUCAUGGAGUUCUUCAAGUUAGGCUUCCCCAUGAUGAUCAUGACGGGCAUGAUCGCCAUGUGCUACCUGCUGGCCACGCACAUCGGACUCGGGUGGAACAUGUGAUCCACGGACCCAGCUCACGCGCACCCAGCUCACUGUCAGGCAAAGUGUAGCUCAACAGGAGCUCUGACCAAAACCUAUGAGCCCGGUCCCGCUCCGUGAAGCUACACGUGGUGCUACUGCGUCAGUGCGGGACGUGGCUCCGGCUCCUGCCUCUGUCGUCACACUGGAAAUUCAUGCUCCCUGUUUACUGAUUCGUCUUACACUGAUUACGCAAAAUUCUACUGACCUUCAUAUUUUAAAGGAACAAGACCCAUGAAAGGGAUUUUAUAAGCUUCAACUAAUUCCCAAAUGUCAGUGCCCAAGUUACAGAGUCUAAAAAAACACAACAAGGCCAAAAAUUGAAUUGGAAUAUUACAGUAGAUGAUUAUCCUAAUCUAAACGUUGAUGUAACAUGCACACAGCAAUCACAUGUAAACUCAGUGAUUUAGUUCAUUUCACUGUUGUAGAGAAAGUGUAAUCGUGUAAAUAGUCUUCACGACUUCCUGUAUUUAUUGUACCUGAGCGUGAUCUGUGUUCAGAGACCGACAGAGAUCAACACGAACAAUAAAGUUUGUAAGGUUUCAUUUGA